Caenorhabditis elegans is the source of this 1009-nucleotide messenger RNA. RefSeq lists its product as uncharacterized. The record is from RefSeq and is marked reviewed. The transcript has 6 exons. NCBI's taxonomy places the organism in Eukaryota, Metazoa, Nematoda, Chromadorea, Rhabditida, Rhabditidae. Bases 83 to 1009 code for a protein of 308 amino acids.
AUUGGUGUUCCUCAGAAAUAUUAGAUUUCUGCUUCUUUGACAAGAACAUUCUUGAAAUUAAUAAUAGUUAUUCUACAUUAAUAUGCAGUUAUCCAUUAUCGUCCUAUUAGUUUUACCAAUUUCUUCAUAUUCAUUUAUUGUCGGAGGAUGUAUUGGGCCGAAAUCUGUACUCGAAAGGUUUCUCAAUGAUAAACAGAAAACUGAAUUGAGAAAAAUGGUUCAUAACAAGUUUGAUGGGUCAAAUGCAGAACAGGUCCUUGAAGAAUCGAAUCGUUACGUGUAUGGCCACGUCACUGAAGAACAAUGGCAUUCAAUUGUUCCUGAAUUGGCAGAAUAUCAAGCAAAAAAGCAUGAAUGCUCGGUUUACGCUCAACUUUUGCCAAAACCAUUAUAUCAACAAUUACUGAAAUCAGUACUUCGAGCGUCUGAAAUGGGUGCAUCGAAAUAUGACGUCAAACGAUUAGUGGAUGAUUAUGUGAAUCGGCUUGCCAAAAACGGUGUUCUACCUGAUGUUAUAGAUAAAGAACCUAUACUUCCACGUGUCACACUUCCGGAAUCUGAAAUAACAUCACAAUCGUAUCGAAAAUACCCGAAAAAACCGAAAGCAAUAGGAAAAGUUGGAAGUACCGGUGGAAAUAGAAAUGGAAUGGGUGCCAUACAUCCAACUCUGAUCAGUUAUCCAGAAGAGCAAAGAAAGACAAAUAGUCGGGUUAAAAAUAAUAGGAGUAACUAUCAUAUUGGAAAUAUUGGGAACAUUGGUGGAAACAUUGGAAAUGGUCAAAAAAUGAACAGGAAUAAAAAUGGAGGAAGAAAUCAAGGAGGAAAUCAUCCGGAUAAUAUGGGAAUUCCAAUGUUCCCCAUUGCUAGACCAACACCGUAUGAUCUUGCCGAAUACAUUGAACGAGGUUUGAACACUGGAAGAUCCAAUCACAGAACUCCACAAAAUUUCCGAAGAUAUCCAGAACAUGAAUGUGACUAUUAUGCGGGACCGUGUGCCACAUCAUUCUAA